Molecule: messenger RNA, 771 nt
Organism: Mesorhabditis spiculigera
Lineage: Eukaryota; Metazoa; Nematoda; Chromadorea; Rhabditida; Rhabditidae
Source: the annotation of a GenBank genome assembly
AUGACUACGAAAUUCGUGCUAUGCAUCGCGCUCUUCGGGCUUGCUGCUGCUGAGUCCGGCAACCAGAACGGUGACCAGGGCCAACUCAUCGGCGGCCAGCGACCCGUGCCAGGAGACCUUAGCGGCCAGAGCGGCGUCAAUGUCCAGACCGGCCAAAACGGACAAACCGGUGUCAACGGUCAGGUUGGCGUCGACGGACAGACCGGACAGAACGGACAGACCGGAGUGAAUGGCCAAAUCGGAGUUUCGGGCCAGACCGGCCAGACCACGGGCCAGGUUAACAACUGCACGCUGACCGCGCCGUGGUGCGGAACCGGAGAGAUGUGCAACCUGUGUGGUGAUCGCUGCGAGCAGUCGUGUGGUCAGCAGACUGCGCAAUGCCCCCUCAGCAUGUGCACCACCUUGAACAACCAGGGCUCGUGCCAGUGCCUGCCCGGAUUCGCCCGCAACACCGCCGGACAGUGCGUCUUAGCCGUGACUUGCCAAAGCAGCGGCGACAACAAUGGCAGCGUUAACAACGGCCAGGGAACACCGCGUGGCUGCGGAAUUGGUGCUGGACUAUGCCAAGCCGGUGAGCGGUGCAACACGUGCGGCAACCGAUGCGAGCAGAUCUGUGGCCAGGCUAACCCGGGCUGCCCUCUCGGAAACUUCUGUCUCUCUGCCAACUCGGCCGGAUACUGCGAGUGUCUCCCCGGAUUCGCCCGUAACACUCGGGGACAGUGCGUCCUAGCUACGACAUGCGGAAACGGCGCCAACAACCUUGGCCGCAAG